Drosophila busckii is the source of this 1277-nucleotide messenger RNA. RefSeq names its product peroxisomal (S)-2-hydroxy-acid oxidase (gene Hao). Lineage: Eukaryota; Metazoa; Arthropoda; Insecta; Diptera; Drosophilidae. The record is from RefSeq and is a predicted model, not a curated record. Gene Ontology annotation, molecular function: FMN binding; oxidoreductase activity. The transcript has 3 exons. The coding region runs from base 143 to 1237 and encodes 364 amino acids.
UGAAUCCUCAAUUUAGCUUAUCAGCUAUUGUUUGGUCAGACGCAGCGGUCGCAUCUCGUAAUCUCCGACGUAUUCCGUUUCAGUCUCAUAUUUGUAGCCAGACAUAUUACAUUUAAACCAGCAAGAUUUAUUACUAAGCAACAUGGAGCUGGUUUGUGUAGAGGAUUUUGAGCGUCAGGCUUACAGCAAGCUGGAGAAGAAUGCCUUGGACUAUUACAAAAGUGGAGCAGGAGAGCAGUUCACAUUGGGGCUGAAUCGUGAAGCGUUCAACAGAUUACGUAUGCGACCGCGCGUUCUACGCAAUGUCACCCAGGUGGACCCUAGCUGCCGAAUUUUAGGUCAGCAGCUAGGGUGGCCUCUGGGCAUUGCACCCACAGCUAUGCAGAAGAUGGCGCAUAGCGAUGGAGAAAUUGGAAAUGCGCGCGCUGCUGGCAAAGCUGGUUCCAUUUUUAUUUUGAGCACUUUAUCCACCACGUCGCUAGAGGAUUUGGCAGCAGGCGCGCCCGACACUUGCAAGUGGUUUCAGUUAUACAUCUACAAAGAGCGCUCUCUUACCGAAAAGCUGGUGCGUGGUGCGGAGCGCGCAGGCUUCAAAGCGCUUGUCCUGACCGUGGAUGCGCCCGUGUUUGGCCAUCGUCGUGCGGAUGUACGCAACAAGUUUAGCUUACCCCCGCAUUUGAGACUAGCCAAUUUCCAGGGUGAUCAAGCAAAUGGUGUUGUCACUAUGGGUGGAUCUGGCAUUAAUGAAUAUGUGGCUAGCCAAUUUGACGCGAGCAUCACCUGGCAGGAUAUUAGCUGGCUGAAGAAAUUGACGCGUUUGCCCAUCAUUGCCAAGGGCAUACUAACAGCUGAGGAUGCUGUACUAGCGCGUGAAUUUGGCUGUGACGGCAUCAUUGUGUCCAAUCAUGGAGCUCGACAGAUUGACACCGUACCCGCAUCAAUUGAAGCACUACCCGAGGUCGUAAAAGCAGUGGGUAACGACCUGGUUGUUAUGUUAGAUGGUGGCAUUCGGCAAGGCAAUGAUAUAUUCAAGGCGUUGGCAGUGGGUGCUAAAGCUGUUUUCAUUGGUCGCCCGGCUGUAUAUGCUCUAGCUUACAAUGGACAAAGCGGCGUUGAGCAAAUGUUGAGCGUAUUGCGCAAGGAUUUGGAAAUCACGAUGGCUUUAACUGGUUGCCAAACUUUGGCGGACAUCCAGCCGGCAAUGGUAGCCCAUGAAUCAACUUAUUCAAAAUUAUAAUUUGCACUUUUAAGCGAAAUAAAGUUGCCAGAUCGUUUGA